Manduca sexta (tobacco hornworm) is the source of this 1472-nucleotide messenger RNA. RefSeq names its product BTB/POZ domain-containing protein KCTD9. The record is from RefSeq and is a predicted model, not a curated record. The coding region runs from base 121 to 1323 and encodes 400 amino acids. Gene Ontology annotation, biological process: protein homooligomerization. The transcript has 6 exons. Gene Ontology annotation, molecular function: protein binding. Lineage: Eukaryota; Metazoa; Arthropoda; Insecta; Lepidoptera; Sphingidae.
CAUUGGCGUUUGGUUAAAUCGAUGGAGCCAAACAUUUACACAAAGGAAAACGUUCGUUUUCGCCAAAGUAACAACUUGACAUAACAUUAUAAUUAUCAAGUUGAAGAUAUUAUUUAAACUAUGAAACGUGUGUACGUAUAUAAGGACAGAAGCGAGGAAAAUGGCAAAGUUAUCGCCGUCGAGGAGACUAUGGAAAGUUUAAAAUCACAAGUGAUAAAACACUUUCAAAUGAAGGAGGAAAACGUAAGGUUGUACACUGCAAACGGUUGUGAAUUACUUGACGUGCGAGUCGUGAGGGAUGAGGAAAAACUAUACAUUAACGUAGAAAUUAAAAAUGCUGGCGAUAAAAUCGAUGUAGCUAUGAAAAAAAUGGACUUGAGUGACAAAUCUAAGUCUGUAUCUGAUUGGAUUACCUUAAAUGUUGGUGGCCAGCACUUUACUACUUCGCGGUCGACUCUGCUUGCAAAAGAGCCACUUUCCAUGCUGGCCAGGAUGUUUGCAGAUGAUAAUAAUAUGUAUUUAAUGAACCCUAGUAUAACAGAUUCUACUGGUGCCUACCUAAUAGACAGGAGUCCAGUGUAUUUCGAACCUAUACUUAACUAUUUGAGGCAUGGCAAUGUAAUAUUAGACAAGCAUGUUAAUCCUAAAGGUGUGAUUGAGGAAGCUAUAUUUUAUGGGAUAGAAUCAAUGAUCCCACAUCUAAGUAAACUGGUAGAUGAGCCCAACAGCAGUAGUGGCAGUGACCGACCAUUAACAAGGAUGGAUGUCGCAAGAUCCAUAAUCAUGACACCAACUAAUUCUGAACUGAGAUUCCAAGGAGUCAACCUAGCAGGAGCAGAUUUAAAUAGGUUGGACUUGAAGUACAUUAAUUUUAAGUAUGCUUGCCUGUCCAGGUGCAAUCUCAGUGGGGCGAACUUAUCCCACUGUUGUUUGGAGAGAGCUGAUUUAUCCCAUGCUAACUUAGAGGGCACUCAACUACUUGGAGUCAAGGCUUUGUGUGCAAAUAUGGAAGGUGCAAAUUUAAAAGGUUGUAACAUGGAAGAUCCUGCAGGGUCAAGGGCUGUUUUGGAAGGAGUAAAUUUAAAAGGUGCUAAUCUAGAAGGUAGCAACAUGGCUGGUGUGAACUUAAGAGUGGCCACUCUAAAAAAUGCUAACUUACAAAACUGUGAUCUCAGAGCAGCAGUGCUUGCUGGAGCCGAUUUGGAGUGUUGUGACUUAUCCGGCAGCGACCUUCACGAAGCUAAUCUGCGCGGUGCUAAUCUCAAAGAUGCUGCGUUCGAGCUUAUGCUGACACCGCUUCACAUGUCCCAAACUAUCAGAUAAUUUGGUACUUCAAACAUAUUUAUUCUAUUUAAAAUCAUUUAAUGAUAUCAGUAUUAUGUAACCUUGUGUCAAAACUAUUGGAAUAUAUCAUGAAAUUUAAACUUCUUAUUUCUAAUAUUAUUGUGAUUAAUAAAAUGUUUUCAAUUUAA